Molecule: messenger RNA, 429 nt
Organism: Kogia breviceps (pygmy sperm whale)
Lineage: Eukaryota; Metazoa; Chordata; Mammalia; Artiodactyla; Physeteridae
Source: RefSeq, a predicted model, not a curated record
CCAUUGACACAGGAUAUGAAAUUGCAGAGGCUCCUUGAUCCCAUCAGUGUGAUGACCUAUGACUUCCAUGGUGGCUGGGGACCAUGUAUAGGACACAAUAUUUUCCUGCAUGUAGGAAACAAGGAUGGAGGUGACAUGUGUUAUUGCAACUGUGAAUAUGCCAUGAAGUCCUGGAUAGACAGUGGGGUCCCUUCAGAGAAGCUCAUCAUGUGUUUCCCCACCUAUGGGAGGACUUUCCGGCUCAGCACUUCUGACACCUCAGUCUGUGCCUACUCUCUGGAGCAGGUUCAUCUGGUCCUUACACAGAUCUGCAUAUUCCUAAAUAAAGCCACAAAUGUCUGGACUGAAGGCCAAAAAGUCCUAUAUGCUUAUAAAAACACUGAAUGGUUUGGUUAUGACAAUAUUGAGAGCUAUGGAUAUAAGGGAUGA